This is a messenger RNA of Paramisgurnus dabryanus, 3266 nucleotides long. RefSeq names its product lamin B receptor (gene lbr). Gene Ontology annotation, molecular function: Delta14-sterol reductase activity. Lineage: Eukaryota; Metazoa; Chordata; Actinopteri; Cypriniformes; Cobitidae. The record is from RefSeq and is a predicted model, not a curated record. Gene Ontology annotation, cellular component: nuclear inner membrane. Gene Ontology annotation, biological process: cholesterol biosynthetic process.
GGACGCUGGUAGGUUGAACGAAGACAGAGGGAGGAACAAACUCAGAGCGGGGGACGAGUGUUUAAAAAAAUAUAGUCUUUAUUUUAUACGAUUUAGCCGCUAAACUUUGGUGAUUAUUCAACUUUUUACGUCGGCCGAAGGUAAAUAAGGAUGCCGGCUGCAAGGUUUCAAAUUGGAGAUAUUGUCAUGGGCCGCUGGCCUGGAAGUAGCCUCUAUUAUGAAGUCAAGGUGCUAAGUUACGACAGCAAGACUCGUCUCUACACCGUCAUUUACAUAAAAGAUGGCACUGAGCUGGAACUGAAGGACUCUGACAUUACGAGUCUGACGGUGUUUAAGCAGGGUGCUGGGCGCUCCCGGUCCAGAUCUCGUUCUCGUUCACCGGGACGCACUCGUCGUAGUCGCUCUCGUUCUCCAGCCAGGACGCCCCGCCGAUCUUCCACUCGCACAGCAGAGUUGCACAGGGAAAAACUCAGAGAUGUGCUGGAGGUCCGACUCACCCCUGUAGUAGUUUCACACGAAAACAACAGCAACAGUAAGCAUGACAAGAAAGAUAAAAAUAAUACAGCUACCAAAGUCAUUGAGCUACAGAAGACAGAGACUGAAUUUGAAAACCAGGCAGGUGGACGCUACAAUCUACGACGUAGGAAAGAUCAAGGUGAUGGCAAGCCUGAAGAAAAGGAGGAGGAGGAGGAGGAGAGACUGAUACUGGCUAAACCACCAGCUGCCAUUAAGACAACUGAUCUGGAGUUUGGAGGAAGAGUUGGUGUGUUCUUCUUGAUGUUGUUCCUGCCCGUGGCUGUGUUGGCACUACUUAUUCUCUGUGGGCAGAAAGAUGCCAGUCUCCAAAAUUUCCCUCUUCAACUUCCUCCACUUGAGUCUCUCUGGGAUUGGCAGGUCUUUGGCAUCGUCCUGCUCUGGCUUCUCUUCCAGGCUGUCCUCGCGCUGAUCCCUAUUGGAAAGGUUGUUGAGGGAAUGCCUCUCAAGAAUGGAGAAACUUUGAAAUAUAGGAUUAAUGGUUUCUAUGCACUGGUCCUUACCACUUUGGUAGUGGGUGUUGCUGUUUACCAGGAGGUGGAUCUCAGUUACAUCCAUGCUCACUUCCUGCAGUUUUACACCUCAGCCCUGGUCAUCGUCUCUCUUCUCAGCAUCUACCUGUUUGUCCGUUCACGCUGGGCCUCCAAACGUAAUCUUGCUCCUGGAGGAAACUCUGGUUAUAUCAUUUACGACUUCUUCAUGGGCCGAGAGCUGAAUCCCCGCAUCAAAAACUUUGAUAUCAAGUUCUUCUGUGAAAUGCGCCCAGGUCUGAUGGGUUGGGUACUGAUUAACUUUGCCAUGUUGCUUGCUGAGAUGAAGCACCAGAAUCUAGAAAAUCCAUCUCCGGCUAUGCUUCUGGUCAAUGGCUUCCAGCUCCUUUGGGUUGUUGAUGGUAUUUGGCAUGAGGAAAAACUUCUGACUAUGAUGGAUAUUGUGUAUGAUGGCUUUGGAUUUAUGUUGGCAUUUGGAGAUCUGGCUUUUGUUCCCUUUACGUUCACCUGUCAGGCAUACUAUCUUGUCAGUCAUCCCAAUGACCUUUCUGUGUUCUGGAUUGUCACUCUUAUCACCAUGAAUGGAGUUGGAUACUACAUUUUCCGAAAAGCCAACUCUCAGAAAUUUGCCUUUAGAAAGAACCCCUCUGACCCAGCAGUGUCUCACCUGAAAACUAUUCCUACUGCUACUGGAAAGAGUCUUUUAGUGUCUGGCCUUUGGGGGUUCGUCCGUCAUCCUAAUUACCUUGGUGACAUCAUUAUGGGAUUGGCCUGGUCUCUACCAUGCGGUUUUAACCAUUUGAUUCCUUACUUUUACCUGAUUUACUUGAUUACUCUGCUGGUGCAUCGUAAUGCACGAGAUGAGCGUCAGUGCAGGAAAAAGUACGGUUCUGCAUGGGAAGAAUACUGCAAAGCUGUCCCUUACCGCAUUUUUCCAAGGAUUUACUGACCACUCACGGACUCAAACCGUCCAGGACAAUCGGGGUAAAAAUAUUUCUCAGGAGGACACUGAACAUUAGUGUUUUAAAUCAAAGAAUUUCUUACAUACAAAACAUGAAUUUUAAACCAAAUUUACAGCUUUGUCAGAAAAAAACGUUUACGAAUUGUGGACACUACCCCAGUUCCUAAAUUGAAAAAAAAAAAAUGUAUAUUGUUGUACAGAUGUGUUUUCUACUCAAAAGAUUGUUUUGCCUAAUUCAUAAAUUCAUAGCAUAACUUCCCAUCUCAUCUUAUGUAGACACAUACACGUUUGAAGUAUUUGCUUGGCUAUUUACCACUUAAUAAUUUGUGUAAUGCUUUUGUAUAUUGUGUAUGAUGGGAUUUUUCUUUUGUAUGUGUAUAGUAAGAUGUGUAAUGUUCUUUCUCAGGACCAGAGAUUUGUGAAGAAACAAACCUAUAUUUUCUUAAUUUCUAAUCUGUACAUAUUUAAGACAACGUCUUUGGUUUGAUUUGCAUUUGAGGCAUUAUGCACUAUGCUAAAUUUCACUAAAGUUCACAAAUUUGGCUUUGCUACCUCAGAUUUCUCUUGUUCAAGGAAGUAAAAAGGAAGCUUUUGGUCAGUUUUUGGAAGCUGUGGUUUCACUCACGAGGUGAACUUUUUCAUUAUAUUUUGUAAAAAAAAAAAAAAAUAGAAAUGUGCUGUGAACAAAUAUUUUUAAGUGAGAUUUUUUAAUUUUAAAGGUAGCAUAAAUUGCUUUUUGAACUAUGGUUUUAAUUUAAAAUGACAGUGCAUGACUGAAUGUGUAAUGUAAGGCUUUUCUUAACUAUUGUAUUACUUUUAAAGACAUAAUAAUUGCUCUUACAGAAGUAUGUAUUAAGUGUUUAUAGCUGAAAGAAGCUGUUACUUUAUCACAGUAUAAAGAGGCAUUGUUUAAAUGUUAUUUUAGGGUGCUCAUGUGGUCAAAACUGUGUUAUUAUCUGACAAGCAAUUUUUGUAAAAAUGCCAUUAAUACACAUUCAGAAUUAAACCACUAUUGACAAAAGUCUUGCCACAAAAUUAAUUGUUAAAAUGCAAUUUUUAGAAGUUUUUCUCGUAGGUUAGGUUGAUUUUUUUAUAGAUGUUUAGCAUGAAUUCCUACUGUAGUUAUUAGAAUUUUUCCCAUUUUCAUUUUGCUCUUUUUCAUUAUUGUCAAUAAUUUCAUCACUCAUGACAUUGUGGCUUGCUAAAAAACUUUGUAAAAAAUUCUUAUUUUCCUGUCUAUUUUGUUAUUUUUUUGCAAGAAGAAAAACCUAACAAAGUUU